CCCCCCCCCCCUUUCCCGUUCCCGGCGCGCGCCCGCCAUGGCCGCCGCCGCACGGCCCCUAGCUGACGCCGGAGGGCUGCCGGAGAAGGCGAUUUCCCUGUGGGAGAUAAGGAAGAGCUGGGUCCCUGAGCGUGUGUGUACGGACGCAGCACAAUGGUCCGUGGCAUCGGGGCGUCACCGCGUCAGGCUUCCUGACGGUUUUAGGCGCAACUGCGCAAGCGCAAUCCAGGACAUCGAUGGGCCAUUCGUGGAGGAGCUAAAGGAGAAGUUGAAAUCUAUGAUCUGGGAGAUGCAGGUGCACGCUGUCGUGGUGAGCAGCGUGGACAACUCUUAGCCACCGACCGAGAUGAAGGCGCGAGCAGACCGGGAGUGGAGAAGCUGCACGGCCGCCGUUUCGGCUCAGAGCUGAAGGUCAACCCUACCACGAAGGGAAGGCGUCAAGGAGAGAAGAGAUUCAGAGGUGACGAACCUUCCAGCUCCUGUUCAAUUGAUGCCAUAGUUCUGAUUUCUGAAUCUGACGCAACAUGCGCUCUACCAAAACGCCAUAUGGAAAAAGGUAAGAGAUGGAUGUCAUUCAGGCUAAGGCCAAGACUGAAGAAAACUCAUUCGUGCCAUAUGGAGGCCAAGGAGAAAAGAACAUCGCACCAUAUGAAUCAUCGAAGCUGACAAUGUCCAUUCGUUUGCAUGUAUACCUGUCCCUUUCACCAACACAUCUCUUACAUUUGUUAACAUCGUGUGGAGCUCCAAGGAUGGUUUCAGCAUUGCCGGCACGAAUUUGGUCCCUAGAGUAUUCCGGCAACCUCAUUCCAAGAUGGUGAUAUAUGCACCUGCUCUCCCAGCGUCUAAGAGCCUUUGUGGAUUGUUCAGGCCUUGUGAUUAACGAUCUGUGCCCCCUGAAGAUGGAUCGCGUGAAGAGAUUCACUGGCAAGGCAAAGGGUGCGCUUGCGGUCCCAGUUCGGAGAGAUGAAGAUGAGAGCUUGGUUCUGUUUGGUGAGCUGUACAAGCAUGAGAAAGAGAGGGAUGUGAACCUCCUUGAACCAAUGUUCUCAGUGGAGUUUGAAGCUGUUCAAGGAGAUGGUCGCAUGUUUAAGCUUCCUUCAGGGAAAAGGGAUUACCUCCUGCCAGAUGGUGAAAAGCAUGACUAUGAUUGUUCAUUUCAGGCUCAAGACUCCUCCAGCGACACCACUAUUUCCCUCCCUUGAGAUGGAAGCCAACUCCUCCCAGAUGAUUUUUCAAAAGGAGCUGCCUAUCCUUCAGCCAGUCAGAACUUCAAGGUUCUCAAGCAAGCCUCAUGCUACAAGUGCAUCAACAUCGUCUGGAUCGCCUACCUCCAGCUCCACCAGGUCUGUGACUCCAAAAGCAAGGCCCAGCUCUUCGUCAUCAAAGAAAAACCUCAACAGAGAAGCUGCUGCACCAUCUAAAGAGCAGGAUUCAGCUUACAAAAUAGAUAAGAGGUCCAGCUAUACAUCUCUGACGAAUAGGCAGCACAAUUCAAUUCCUGCAGCUCCAACUACUACUACUACAGCCACCAAAGCAUCCAAGAAAACUUCAGGCAGCAAAUCUCAACCAUCAAAAGCAGUCAAGAAUGAUGUCAGACUGGACAAGGCAUCGAAGAACGUUACAGAAACCACGACAAAACCUCGGUUGAAUGAUUCUUCAGUUGGUGCAAAGGAUAAGAAGGUUAAUGGUGGCACCGCCAGGAGACUAUCAUGCCCACCCGCUGCAAACCCGGACAAUGUGCAGGCUACAGCAGCACUGAAAGGGAGGAGCAGAGCUGCUACCGGCUCUGUGCCUGCUAUCCGUAAGGAUGCCAGUCCCACCGAUGCAAUACUGAAGGGAAGGAGGAGAACAGGAGAGGAGGAGCAGAGGCCAAAGCUUGGAAGCCGUGCAAAGAAGUGAGGACAGUGGUUUCAGGCUUUCAGCUGAUAAGAGUAGAAUGGUCAUUCUUGUUUCAGGAUGGAAUGCAGAGAGGGUAACAUCCAUUUCCACCCAAUAUAUGCAAAUACACUUGUUGGAAUGAACUUGCAGUAUUACGCUAUUUAGUUUUUUUUUUUGAUAACUUACACUAUUUAGUUAUUUAUGGAAAUACAUCUUUAAUAGACGAAACUUGACCCUGCACUUGGGUGAAAAUCGAUCCCAUGUAGCGCCACGUCUACAACAAUUUUGGUCCAUUAGAUUCUCAAGCAACGGCUGGAGAAAAGCAAGCGUAUAUAGGUUAGCUUCCUGAACGCACAUAUUGGAGACAAGAAUCUUUCUGAACGUGCUUAGUACUCCAGCAAGGAAACUCGCGACGCUUCCUCUUCUGAAUCGCUAGAAACUUCCCGAGCGGAGGAGGAGCCGUGCCGACGGCAAGCCGGAACACAAGCUAAAUAUCUUCCGUUGCUCCGAAGUUCCUUCCCCAUACGCUCGAUCUGGUAUACAAUACAAAGAGAAACACGAGGGCCUAGACGUUUGAUCUCAUCGCAGGUGACGCAGCCGACGGCCACGCCAACCCCGCCGUCUUCGUCAACGGGGCCGGCGACGCCAACCUUCACAUUGUUGUGCCGACCGGCGACCGCCUCGUUCACGCCUCUCCGCCGGCCACUUACCGAGAUCCAAAGUGAUCCCAGCUUCCUGUAACAGAUGGAUAUAGUGAAUCACAUGGUGGUGCAAUGGCUUGGGGGCUUUGCUACAACCAUGAAUUGAGCCCCAGUCAGAGCUACUCUCAUGAUUGCAAUGAGUACUAUGGCAGAGGCACUAUUCCUGUUUACAGGUCAAAUUGAUAUGUCACUUUGUUGAUAAUCUUGGAUCCGCUUGUUGAUGUUCACCAGGAAUCACAACUAUGGUAUCUCAUUACCAACAGUUGGCCCUGAGCACUCUGGACACAACUUGGAUUGUGGUGAUCAGGUGGCUUUCAAUCCAUCAUCAGAGAGUUCCGACUUCUAAGAAACUGUUUUAAAAAUCAGUGUGUCUGGGGCCGAGGGCCCACUAACUGGGUUCCCCAAGCUAUUGUGAUCAUGUCUGAGAAACAACAGUUGUUUGCCCUAUGGCAUAUGUAAUAUGUACUAUGAUGCUUAAUAUUUUACCACCGCAUAACACUGGCUAAGCCACACCGAGGGCGCGGCAAAGCCGCGCCAGGUUUCUAGUGUAACACGAAAGUUAUUCACUAA
This is a messenger RNA of Panicum virgatum (switchgrass), 3149 nucleotides long. Its product is annotated as putative protein TPRXL. Lineage: Eukaryota; Viridiplantae; Streptophyta; Magnoliopsida; Poales; Poaceae. Gene Ontology annotation, cellular component: cortical microtubule. Bases 1075 to 1899 code for a protein of 274 amino acids. The record is from RefSeq and is a predicted model, not a curated record. Gene Ontology annotation, biological process: cortical microtubule organization. The transcript is spliced from 6 exons.